Patiria miniata (bat star) is the source of this 3070-nucleotide messenger RNA. RefSeq lists its product as uncharacterized. The transcript has 2 exons. Lineage: Eukaryota; Metazoa; Echinodermata; Asteroidea; Valvatida; Asterinidae. The coding region runs from base 341 to 1948 and encodes 535 amino acids. The record is from RefSeq and is a predicted model, not a curated record.
GAUCUGAAAAGUAGAAUAUGUAUGUAAUUAUGUAGCUCAAAUAUCCACGACUUGUAAUGCUUGCUGCCCUCUGUCAACACGUGUCUACCACGCACGGAGGCCGUGAAUACAGUGUACACGUGUGCGUGCCUAGCGCGCGCGCUUUUGCACAGAAUAAAAAGACAAGCAUGCAAGAAGCACUUUGAAGAAUCCAACGCUGUAGUUGUACUGCUACUGGUGGCCCAGUCAGCGUAAGUACUUUUUUAGCGUCCAUUUAAUUUCAACAAGGCUUGCCUUCACUUUCAACUUAUUGAAAUCAAGGUGAUUCUCGUCCUGUGUACUGAGGCCCAUCAUCAGUAAUAUGACGAAUUACGAUUCUGAUCCUGUGGCGGCUUUCCAGAAGGUUGAAACGUACAAGGAAACUUUGAGAAAGAUCCCUAAAGAUGGAGUGCUUCUCGGCGAGAUCAUAAAGGUCAAAUCGAGCCGAUGUCGGCAUGUCCUGAACCUCCUUGACAGUCUUGAGAGAAUGAUCGAGCCAAGGGCCUUCUGCUGUGGUGGCUGGGUUGAUCUGAUCCAAAACGAUGCUGACGCCAGACUCCUAAUGCAUGCAGAUGAGAAAAAUCAGUUUGGAUGGCCAAUCACCCAACUUCCUGUGGAAGAGCUCCUUGAGUUCUGCACUCUGGCUCCUUACGGAGAUCUUGACAAGCAGGAGACUGUAUACAAUCCAAAUGUGCGUCUGGCAUCUGAGUGCGAAGCCACCAAGUUCAAGUUUGCAAGAUGGAAGAUGGAAGCCCCUUCUCUUCAGGAACUGGCUGAAUACAACCCGGAUUUUCUUCGCAUCAUCAGGAGCGACGUGAGUGGCUCUCUUGCAAAUGAGGAGGAUGUCACUCUAGAGUGCUACAAAUUAAAUGUCUACAGCACUGGGGGCUUCUUCAGUGCUCACGUUGACACGCCUGUCGACGCAGCUGGUAUGAUUGGGACGGUGGUUGUGUGCUUACCUUGCCCACACACCGGAGGAGAGCUAAUUGUCAAGCACAAUGGAGCCAAGGAAGAGUUUUUCUUUGCCAACCUGUCCGCGGAUCAGGGAAAGAUUCAGUGGGCUGCCUUCUUCUCUGACUGCGUGCAUGAAAUCCUGCCGGUAAAGUCAGGACAUCGUAUCACUGUCACCUAUAACAUCAUCCGAAAGAAACCCAGUUAUUCUGAAAGCAGCUUUAGCCAUUGUAGAAUUCAAAACUUCUUCACAUGGCCGGAGAUCAAAGCCGAUCAGAAUGCAGCCUUAGACAACAUUGUUGCAGAUGUCUUGAAAAUUGCCCAGAAGAGAAAUCUAGAGCAAUUGGGCAUAUUCCUGCAGCACAAGUACACCAUGUCGGCGCUGGCUGAGGGGAACCUCAAGGGCUUGGACCAGGUCCUGUGCGAUGGUCUGGCCUCCAGAGGUCUGACCUGUCACCACCUGACAGUCCUUGUACACGAAACGGAGAAAGUGUCCGAUGAGUACGACGAGAUAUCGGAUGAAUAUGAUGAGAGCGGCGUCUAUGCCUUCAGCCGAGAGGACAUGCUGUACGUGAACAAUGAAGGACCCAAACCUCAGCACGCAGCGUGGAAGAAGAUGGAGUUCAUCAAAGACUGGAGCAAGGGCAAGGUCCUGGUAGACAGGAAGGAAACAGAAGCGGAGAACUGCGGAAACUACACCGAGCCAGGAGAAGUGGAUCAGCUCUACUUCCAGGCUACCGUCAUCAUUGACAUCCCUGAGAGAUCUGAUGAGGAGCCAACGGGUAAAAAGGGUGGAGGCUCUACCUCGGGCCAUGGUGAUGAUGCUGAUGAGGAAGAAGAUGAGGACAACGAUGAAGAAGAUGAUGAAGAAGAAGAUGAGGAAGACGAUGAGGAAGAUGAUGAGGAAGACGAUGGAGAAAGCCCAAGGAGGAUAAAAAGAGCCAGGAUCAUUGCAAGGGGCCCUCCAGCUUCAGAGUAACCUUGGUACCUCAUAUUGAGGCUUUAGUGCAGUGAUUUAUUUGAAACAUACACUACUAACAUCUGUCUGCCUCUGUCCUGAAUAUGAUAUAAUUUACAAAUGCAAACAUACCAUCUUGAAAAACAUGAUUUUUGUUAAAUCAGAAAGGAAGCAACUGAAUUGCAUAGACCAUUCUUUUUUAGUAUUGUUUGAUAAAGUGGGGACAUCUUUUAUUUAACAUAGUAAUAUCUUGGCCCAAACUCUCUAUAUUCGCUGAAAAUUACUCUAGGGUUGUAAAUGUGAUUUUGGUGAAUUCAGAACUGAAUGGGUAGAUCACAGUCUUUAUCACCUAAAAGAGACCUGAUUUUUGUUUGAAAACAGUUUAAGCAAGUCAUAACAACUGAUUUGAUUGCAACAUUUGGGAAGUAUCCUUGAAAGAGUGCCGUGAAAGUUACUGUUGAAAGAUACAAGUUUUUCACCAAUUUAAAGUAAUUGUGCUCAUGCAGAAUGUCACUUGAUUCCACCAAGCAAAACUUUGAAAGAAGCUAAAAUUCAUUUUGAAUUUAGUCUUGUUACAAUUUUUUUUACAAUCAUAGAUAUGUUUUUACUAUUGUUAUUAAAGAAAUUGUUGUUUACAUUUUGUAAAAUCCUUUGAAAAUCUUUUCAAUGAAAAGAUAAAAACCAACUAGUGGGUUUUUUAUUUAAUGUAUUCGUGUUAAUGAAAAUGGGGAGGACAUUUAAAGAGGCCAGAAAAGGGACUUUUAAAAUUGAAGAAAUCUUCCACUGUAAAGAUAAACGUUGACACUUGUUAACAUGUUAAAGUGCAUGCUUGUUAUGUUUUAGGUUACUCUUUGUAAAAGUUGUUAGACUAAUUGCAUGUGUAUUACAGGCAUUAGGUAAUAGUAGUAGUGACAGGAGACUAUUAGAACAAGCUUGAUAAUGUUUUCCUUUUUCAGACAAGUUCUGGAGACUGAUUUUGCAAUUAACUGUUAGAAAAUUACGUUAAGAUUAGAAAUAACUGUGAUAGGCCUAUAUAUUCUAUUAUAAGCUUUCCGUCAAAUUGCCGGGAUGAAAGCAUCUAAAGUAGUGCUUCCAUAUUCCACGUUUAAAAAACAACAUACAUCUCAAAUUGUUUGAAUUGAA